This is a messenger RNA of Blastomyces gilchristii SLH14081, 1931 nucleotides long. RefSeq names its product DNA-directed RNA polymerase I, II, and III subunit RPABC1. The transcript has 3 exons. Gene Ontology annotation, molecular function: DNA binding; DNA-directed RNA polymerase activity. Gene Ontology annotation, biological process: DNA-templated transcription. Lineage: Eukaryota; Fungi; Ascomycota; Eurotiomycetes; Onygenales; Ajellomycetaceae. The coding region runs from base 196 to 906 and encodes 236 amino acids. The record is from RefSeq and is a predicted model, not a curated record. Gene Ontology annotation, cellular component: RNA polymerase I complex; RNA polymerase II, core complex; RNA polymerase III complex.
CCACCACCGAAAAGAAAAAAAUCAGACAUUGACAUUGACAUUUCUACACCUUCCACCAACAUCAGGCUCCACGUCAAACCUAUUGCUUGCCUCCGCCAUACACGCGGUUUGGUCUACUUCCUUCGUUCUAUAUUUUUAUUUUGUUCCAAGGCUAAACCGCUUCUUACGGAACACGGCAAACGAGCCUAGCUCGCCAUGGCGGAUGAAGAAUACUCGAGGGCGUCUGCGGACGCGGAUCGUGAGAUGACGAGGCUCUGGCGCACAUGGAGAACAGUUUUCGAGAUGCUGGCUGAUCGGGGCUACGAAGUGACCGAAGAAGAGAUAAAAAUUCCUCUCGACGAGUUCAGAACGCGAUAUUCAGACGCGCUUGGGUUUCCUGAUCGCAAUAAGAUGAAAAUCAGCGCCCGGCCUUCACAGGCAAUGAUGGACAGAUACACUCCCCUCCCCACAACUUUAAAACCAAACCCAGUCCCCGAGUGCGGUACUAUUUACGUUGAAUUCUGUCCCGAUAUACACAGCGUUGGAACAAAACAAGUCCGUGCGUUUAACCAUUUCAUAGACGAACAAAACUACCACACCGGCAUCUUCAUUAGCCAAACGCCAAUUUCCCCAUCCGCCAUACGAGUUCUCAAUAGUAUACCAGGCCGUUUCUGCGAACAUUUUCAAGAACAGGAACUCCUAGUCAACAUUACACAUCACGAGUUAGUACCCAAGCACGUUCUUCUAAGUGCGGAGGAGAAGAAACGGCUCCUUCAACGAUAUCGGUUAAAGGAAUCUCAGCUUCCGCGUAUCCAGAGUGGAGACCCCGUGGCGAAAUACCUAGGUCUGCGACGAGGACAGGUUGUGAAGAUCAUUAGAAAGAGUGAAACGGCUGGCCGAUAUGCCAGCUACCGCUGGGUUACCUAAACGGGCGCAUCCAUGUCUAGGUGUUGCAUAAUGUAUGAACUGGUAUUCCAUAAGGGAACGCGGAAUACCCUGGCCUCUCCUCCUUGGCAAAAUACCCCGACUCGGAUUAUUUGACGGAUGAGCAGGACUUUGAAGGAUCAGACUGUGUCUCUUACCCCUUACUCCUCGCUGAUUAAAGAAUCAGCCAAAUGGGAGGGUGGAUGGACCGGCCCCACACAACCUCGCCUUUGUCCUCUCUAUCAGAUCAUCGGUAUACCACCAAUCUUUAUGGACGAAAUUGUAAGCGUUACCCUAUUUCGGGUAGUCUUCGCGCUUUACUUUUACUAUUUAUUCACGACGAGCAGAAUGGCGUACGGUGUCGGGAAGGGAGCUUUGUUUGAUAUGUUUUACCUUGAGUUUUUAAUUAUUGAUUGCAUCGCUGUAACGUUUGGGCGUGUAGACUACGCAAUUUCCGUUUUCUUUUUGAUUCAGCUUUCUGAUUGUCAGAUUGCAUCAGCUUAACCUUUCAUGCUUACACAAGAGCGAAAGCCUUCAAAAGCUUUCCUGUUUCUGAUAUCCGGAAGGGGAAAAGAAGGAAGGGAGGGAUGAAUCGCGCUGAAUUUCAAGGCAGGUUGGACAAAAGGGAAUAAUUUAAUUAUAGGAGAAUAAAAGGAAAAUGACACAAGAUUGUCAUACUUAUUGGUGGUCUUGUUAUUUUGUUCUCUGCGGAAUCGCCUAGAGGAGUAACCUACUAAAACUUGAAGCAAAUCAGUUUUGGUCAUUCUCACAAACGGUCGGUUGCAUACAAUCAAUCAAUAGGUGCAGAUGUCAUCCUCACUCCCAUCUCUGCGGUUAAAAAAUGCUCUGCCUGGAAUUUUAUCACCGUGUUUCCCCCGACGUAAACUGGCGAUUUGCCUUCAGCUGCCUUGUUGCCGACUGGAGGCAAUUGCUGAGCUCCUGACGAUUCGUCUGCUGCUCUCUGAGCAUGAUAUUGACAUUGUAAAGCAGAAAAAAGACUGAGGUGAUCAAGGAUAACCAGCUUGACU